AUGACAUUUCUAUUCAUCAAAUGAAUACAUGGGAAUGACUGCAUUUUCUAAACUUGAUUUUACCCGUAGAUGUCUCUUUGCCGAAAUACUAAAAAUGCCGAAAACGGUGGUUUUGAUUCAAAAACGAACUUUUUUGAAAAAUAAUUCAAUAAAUCUGUGAACAGAUUCCGGAAAAACACAUGUCAAUUUGUCGCUUCCGAUGCUGGAAUUAGUGAUCGUUAUUUUGUAUCCGUUGCUUUUUGAAGUGAAAAAGUGGACUUUUUGUGAUUUUCAAAGAUUCUUGAAAUGCUUAUAAUGGAUUAAAUGGGGCUCUUCGAUUCAAAACUUUAACUAUAAAUGGAACUCCGAAUGUUGUAUCAGUUACAUUGAAAGUUGUUUCAUUGAAAAGAUACGAACAUGAAGAAUGGGGUAUAAUGCUGGAACCGUGUGUUUAUGCAGAGUUUAGAAUAUGCACUGGAAUGAAAAGGUGAACAUCUCCCAAAAAUGACCAGAGUGACACAGUGUCUUAGUCACACGACGUCUAUUUCUAGCGAAGAACAGCGCGCCAUUAUUACGAAGGACGACUCAUGUAGCAGCACUCAACCAGAUGACUCAUGUAGCAGCAUCCAACCAGAUGACUCCAUUGAGUUUCUUUCUUCUCAGGUCAUACUCGUCAAAGAACUGCCAAAGAGACUUCCUAAAGGUAGUUUACAGCGAAGGAAAUACGUGAGACCAAAUCCGGAUGUAGAAAGGAAAAAAAUAUCCCGCUGUGUGGCGCUUAUAGCUUUCUUGUUGCUGGGUGUAUGUUUUGCGCUCAUGGGGGUUUCAUUUUCCCUCACCUCUAAAAUAGACGAAAUGGUUCGGAAUUCAAAUACCGUCUUAAGGAAGCACACACUGGCUGCCAACUCGCAGGAACAUGUGACAAAUGAAUCGUACUUUCACUAAAGAUAUGCCAAAAAAUGUUCACGCUUUAAAAACUUUUGACAAAUAUGCAACGAAUUGAAACGAAUUGCUUCCGAACGUGAUCUGUGAGUGACAGCUGAAGUGCGGUGAUUAGAAUCAGAAUGUGCUGGCUAGCGUUGUGAAACUGAUUCGAUAGUGUGUUCGAUUGGAAUACAGAGAAAAUCUGCAGAGGUUAGCAUAUUUGGAAUUUAGCGUCGGGGAGACUGGCGGGAUUAUGCGGGACUGAAGUUGUACAACGAUUUGUUAUGAUCUCAUCUUUUUUUCCAGAGUUGACAUGCUGGAUACAUACCUGUUGUAUAUAGUUUCAAAAUGGAAACUUGUAUUUUUUGCACAUAAUCCGGAAGUGAUUAACGCUGAUGUACGUGUUUGCGAUGUUACGAUUUGUAAGCCACUGAUUUCGUCCAUGUGUAUAUACAUGUAUAGCAAUACCACUUUAGCAUUUGAAGCAACUUUGCAUAUGAAAAUGUAUUUAUAUGAACAACACGACAAAGGUUACGUUGAUGAAAUAAAUCGGUAAGGGUGGACCACACAAAAGUGAGGAAAGAUGUUGAUAUAUUGAAGUGAAAAACUUCAUAAUAUUUUUAAAGAACAUUGUAAACUUGAAAACAAGGAAAAGUGUUCCACACUUUUUUAUAAAAUCAGAUACGAAAAUACCUUGCACUAUAUAGUAUGACAUUUAUAAAUUAUGGGAAGUUCUUUCAAAGUAACAUUUGAUCAUGGAUUUAUUGAAAAGAAGACUAUAAUGUGCAUGUAAAUAUAAAUCUGUCUUAAAUAGUUUUCGGGGAUUAUUUUCUGGAGUUGAUUAUCACAAUAAAACCUAUUAUGAAUGAUA
Molecule: messenger RNA, 1774 nt
Organism: Ostrea edulis (European flat oyster)
Lineage: Eukaryota; Metazoa; Mollusca; Bivalvia; Ostreida; Ostreidae
Exons: 4
Coding region: 484-924 (146 amino acids)
Source: RefSeq, a predicted model, not a curated record